CAGAAACAGUAAGGUAUACGCUUUUAAUCAGGCAUCUGUGGGACACCAGCCGACGGUUGGGUCCUUAGAGUUCCACAAAUCUACGCAAUCACCUAAAAACUCAAUGGCGACGACGUAUAUGCGAGAUUGGGAUUGGAUUUAAAGAAUGGCAGGCCUCGCCUGGUAUUUGGACACCACGUCUAAUCCCUCACAGAUACACAAGGGAUUUGUGAUUGUGUAGCGUCACGUCGGAUAUCUGAGCUCAUACGAGGCGGCCCAACGCGCAGAGACCAUGUACUGCCUCCAGUGGUUACUCCCGGUCCUCCUGAUCCCCAAACCUUUAAAUCCGGCCCUGUGGUUCAACCACUCCAUGUUCAUGGGCUUCUACCUGCUCAGCUUCCUGUUGGAGAGGAAGCCGUGUACCAUUUGUGCCUUAGUCUUCCUGGCGGCGUUGUUUCUCAUCUGCUACAGCUGCUGGGGAAACUGCUUUCUGUACCACUGCCACGAUUCUCCACUGCCGGACUCAGCACACGACCCCAGCAUCGUGGGCACCUAGACUCGGGGUUUCCGCUCGGACACAUCCGAACUGUGAAUACAAGAGCCGCCGGGAAUGCUGGGAAGUUUCAGUUCUUUAUACCCACGUUGACAACCGCUCUCCGCUGUAACCUGUAACAAAACCCCCGACUUGAAUCUCCUCGCAGGGGCGUCUGAAGCUUGCAUGGGUUCCAUUCUCGUUGUGUUCGGUGCACAUUCUUUCAUUUCUGGAUGCUGAAUUUUUCCAAAGGGGUAGAUGAUAAUGCGUGUGCGUGUUUGUAUAUUGCGAUUUUUGGGUUUCUGUUCACGUGUCAAUAAUCAGUAUGAGUCCAAGUGUUAAGCGGAUAGACGCCAGAUGAAUUUUGUCACGCAAGUUGAGCUGGAGGCGUGCUUCUGCACUGCUGAGUUAGCUCAAAUGCUGUCUCCACUUUUAAUUCAAUAAAGUUUCUAAUGAUCAACA
Messenger RNA from Puntigrus tetrazona (Sumatra barb), 973 nucleotides. It is a transcript of the gene blcap, whose product is annotated as bladder cancer associated protein. The transcript has 2 exons. Lineage: Eukaryota; Metazoa; Chordata; Actinopteri; Cypriniformes; Cyprinidae. The record is from RefSeq and is a predicted model, not a curated record. The coding region runs from base 272 to 535 and encodes 87 amino acids.